Pelobates cultripes (western spadefoot toad) is the source of this 18246-nucleotide messenger RNA. The record is from the annotation of a GenBank genome assembly. Lineage: Eukaryota; Metazoa; Chordata; Amphibia; Anura; Pelobatidae.
GUUGGGGAGGUGGGUGUCAGUGCGCCAGGAUGAUUGACAUGUCUCUGGGCUAAUCAGCGGGCGCAGGGGGCGGGACCUGUCAGUGGGGCUGCGUGCUAUCUCGGAAGCUUUAGUAACUCGCUGUGUCCUCGCACAGAGUCCGCUCCUGUCACCGGCAGAAUGGGAGCCCAGCUCAGCACGGUAAGCGGGGACCGACUGUAAGGAAACCGGGUCCGUUUACACCUUAAUCAGUAGUUUCCUCCCGAACAGCCCGAGCCCAGCGAGUACCGCCCCGCGCGCGGUGGUUAUGGUAUCGGCCGCGGUGGUUAUGGUAUCGCGCGGUGGUUAUGGUAUCAUGGUAUAUGGUAUCAUAUCUGUACGGUGGUUAUGGUAGGUGGAAUCCCAGUGUAGUCCCAAUAGUGUCCCCGGAUAAUUCCCUCAGUAAAACACACGAACUCCCAAACAGCAGCCGCAGUCAGAAUCAGGGAACAAAGAUGGACUGAGCCUCCCAUAUAACUAGCCAUACACCCAAUCCUAGCAAUAUACAUACUGUACAUCUCCUCCCCUCAGAUAACCAUUAAAACGGAACAGAAAUUCCCCAAGGACUUGGGGUACAGGCAUAAUUUUGGUGUCCCCAUUCGGUUCAGCCAUUCGGGAGAUAUGGGACUUAGAAGUUUUGACCGACUGCACGGGCAAAGUAGCCAAAAACAGUUCCAUGAAUUCUGGCCCUGCAGUCGGUCGCAUGAAAAACCUCCCGAACGGCCGGCCAUCCUUGGUUCGCUUGAUUCCCCAUCUGUUAUUCGUUCGGUAGUUUUAAAGGGGUUUUACCGAAGGUAUGGAGGAUUCAGCAGUGUUCGCCUAUUUGAGUGUCCGUUUUCAGUUCCAGACACUCGACGGCAAACACCGCUGUUCGGGAGCUAAAAUGGCCGCGAACACAUGGAAGUCCCGAAAUGGCGGCGGGGCAUGCCGUUCGUGAAGAACUUCCGUCGAACGUAAUCCAGCAAGCAGGGAGGUAAAGUGUGUAUAAUGGGCAACAGAGUGGUCCUGAUUCGGUAGUUUUACCUACCAAAUGCCAUAGGGAAAAUUUACUAUAAAAAAAAAAAAAGGGCAUACAAAUUGUCAGUUUACAGCAUAAGAGGGGCAUUUCUUCACAACCGCCCUCCCCCUCACUGUACCGGAUAUACCGCCCCUCCCCCUCACUGUACCCCGAUAUACUGCCCCUCCCCCUCACUGUACCCCGAUAUACCGCCCCUCCCCCCUCACUGUACCCCGAUUCUCCCACACUAUAACCCCACCAUGCCACUCCCACCCUGUUGCCCCCACGGUGCUAUCACUAGUUUUCUUUGUGAGUCACGUUAAAGGACCCCUCUAGGCACCCAGACCACUUCAGCUUAAUGAAGUGGUCUGGGUGCCAGGUCCUUCUAGGGUUAACCCAUUUUUUAAUAAACAUAUUUUUUAAUAAACCCUGAGGGUGGGGGCACCCUCAGGGCACUAUAGUGCCAGGAAAACGAGUAUGUUUUCCUAACACUAUAGUGGUCCUUUAAUCUUAAAAAUCACUUUUUUGGUAGAUGAAAGCUCUUGGCACCCUGGCAUUGCUGGCACUCCUCUAACUAUAACACACUGCCUUGCAAGGCUGGCAUGUGUAUAGGUAACUUGGCAUCACUAUUGCAUGCCUGCUUCAAGCCUGGAACAAAUGGCAUAGUGGCUUCUCUAUGCCCUGUGUACCAGGAGCCUGCAGUUAGUCUGGCACCAGGUCUGUUACACUGUUUGCUGGGAAACGCUUCAUUUCAGUUUAUAUGUGCAGAACUGAAAGAUGUGUUGGGUUUGUUUAGAACACAUCACCUUGGUUUAACCUGCAGAGCUUACAUUUAGCUGAUGCAGAGAGGUCUUGGUGUGUGUGUGAGUUAAUGUUUGGCGGUCAGUCUCUGUACAAUACGAAGAUGCCAUGUUAAUGAUUAGUCGUUGGAGGAGCUGGCAUUGUCUGCUGUGGGUACUAAAUCUUCAUAUUGCCGAAUGAUUGCCGCAGCAUUGCUUCCACCGUACAGUGAUACCACCAUACUGAUACAUGCUCCUGCCUGCAUGCAUUGAGCAUCCUCGAAUUAUUGCCCGAAGGAACGCUAACUGCUGGCAUUGUGCCAGGAGCCAUUGCAUGCAAGCUGUGACCCUGUCAGCAUGUUGGAGGUUUAAUUUAGUUCUGUGACAUGUUUAACCCGGCCUUAAGCUGAAAGUGUUUCACUAUAGCAAGUGUGUUAGUUCAACCAAAUAUUUCUAAUUUUUAACAUUGUCAUUUUCACCUAACAUAGGGGGAAAAAAAUAAAAAAAAUCUGAUAUUUUUCCAAUUCAGGUUCAGUCUGCUCUUUGCAGCUUUAGCAAGAUUUCCGAGAUUGUCGUAUGACUUUACAGAAUGUUGUUUUUAUAGAGGACGUUAUGUCCUUGCAGCUCGUCUCCCCUGAAAUGAUGGCUUGAACACAGAAUGUUAUUUGGAAGGAGAGCAGUAGAACGUGUUCUUAUAACCGGUCCAUAAAAGCUGAUCUGCGCACUGCGUGUUCUCAGAAUCCUUCAAUUCUGCCCAUUUAUUAUUUAGCAGGAAUGGCGAUGGAUACAGUUGGCGUUGGAUAAGCUGCUAAAGGAUUACUAUAAAAUGUGUGUUGGCAGACUAACUGAUCAAUUUAAUAAAAAUGGUUAUUGAUCAGAAAACAUGCUCGCCCUCUCCAAAGUGUGAAUGGAUCUGCAUAUAUUAACUAUUUUCAAUUUUUAAUUUUUUUUUUUUAUUAUUAAUUAUUGACAUUUAGCGUAUCAAAGUAGCUGUAUCAUUUUUGCUGAAUACUUCUGUUAACACUACACUCUGACAUCACAACAGGCAAUUCAGGAGUAUUUGGUUUUGAAAAAAAUGUUCCUGCUUUGCUAUAGUCACAACUUUUAUUUAUUUAUCUUUGCUGGAAUCUAGCAAUUUGUUUUGGUUUCAAUCAAUGAAGUCGUGUGAUUUUGCAGUUCUGGUUAGAUUUAACACUAGAUAUCAGAAGGCUACAGGAUACGAUAUUCUGUGAUGGACAAUGUGAAUACUGUGUGUUUGGAAACUAUUUCACAGUGACUAAUGGGGAAAGCAUUGGAAGCGCAGCUGAGUCAUCGUAAAAGUCCUGUCAAAUCCUCGCUAGAACCCUGUAAACAGCUGCAUUGCAUAUCCCUCCUCUGCCAUGCACUGCGCUGCGUAUCCCUCCUCUGCCAUGCACUGCGCUGCGUAUCCCUCCUCUGCCAUGCACUGCGCUGCGUAUCCCUCCUCUGCCAUGCACUGCGCUGCGUAUCCCUCCUCUGCCGCGCGCUGCGUAUCCCUCCUCUGCCGCGCGCUGCGUAUCCCUCCUCUGCGCUGCGUAUCCCUCCUCUGCCAUGCACUGCGCUGCGUAUCCCUACUCUGCGCUGCGUUUCCCUCCUCUGCCGCGCGCUGCGUAGCCCUCCUCUGCCGUGUGUCUGUGCUUUAUUUUUUUUGUGGGGGGGGUGGGGUGGGUUAUACGGAUUUGACAUUCUAAUACAAAAGGAAUAGACACCAGCCCCAGCAUUGUUGCAGUGUUAUACAAAGAGUGAAAUGAGAAGGGCCCCCAUGAGCUUGCAAUCGAAAGGAGCUUGUGGGAGGUUGGGUAGGGUGUGAAGUUGAGAAUUUUCUUUGGCACCAUAGAAAAUAAUGAUUGGGCUGUGUGCUAUUAAAGGGUCACUCCGCAAAGCGAACACCAGCCCAAUUCUGCUGGUUGGUUGUGUGAGGUUUUCGUUCUGUUCCAUAUGCCCACCCGUGACAACCUGGACUAUCGUUCCUUCUUGCUGGCAAUUGAAGCACCAGGAGCUGAGGGGCACCAUAGGACCACGAUUGCAGUUGCAUGGCCAGCCUCCAGUAAAUAGUCCGACAUCUGAUCAGUUUCAGGGGUCUUUGAAAAAUAUGCAAUGACCCAGAAAAGUGACAGAUCUGCUAUAAUGCCUUGACUUGGACUCUAGGAGUUGCAGUUGUUCACAUUCCACAGUAAAAAGUCAAUACAGGUCCUAGAAUACGUUAUUUUACUAAUAAAAUAUGAGUACCAAGAUUGGUCGAGUCACAGCCUAGCGAUUUGCAGUACAUGCUGAAACAGCGUAUGGUGGUUAUUAUUAUUAUUAUUAUUUAUUAUUAUUAUUAUUUAUUAUUACAAUUGUGAUCCAUUUAAAAGAAUGGACCAGCUCCAGCAUGGAAUGUUUAAGGAUUUGGUGUUGAUUUGAAUGGUGCGUGAUGAGUGGGCGCGUGUCAUUUACUUUGGAGUGUCUUCCAUCACUCGACUCUAAGAUAGCGGCCCGUGUAUUGCCCUGAAUGGAGCCCUCGCUGUGCGGCCCGUGUAUUGCCCUGAAUGGAGCCCUCGCUGUGCGGCCCGUGUAUUGCCCUGAAUGUAUCCCCCGCUGUGCGGCCCGUGUAUUGCCCUGAGUGCUCCACCUUUUUUUUUUUUUUUUUAACUGAGAGUUCUAAGAAAAAAAGUCAGAUUACCGCCACACUGGAUGGAUGCGCCGCUGGUUGCAGAAAUAAACUUGAGCCCAGCAGCUGGGGGCAAGUAAUUUUGAAUUUUAAUUUAAAAAAAAAAAAAUAAAAAUAAAAAUUAAGGCCUGGGAUAUACUAAGCCCUAUUUUAAUCUAUUCCAUGUGGGUUUGUUUUUUCUUAAAGCCAUCAUAGUGACCAGUCACAAUCAGUGUGAGCCAAUCAGCCCCUCUGUGUGUGUGUGUAAAUAGGCAUGGCUUGUGUUCUAAUGAUCUACGCAUAAAUCUUGUGUUUCUAUUUCUGUCCUGGCUUCAGGAGAGCGAAUAAAGGUUAUAGGACUUAAUUAGAAGAAAUUGUUCGAUCAUUUUCUUAAACUGUACCCACUCACACCCUCCAGCACCUCAAAUCCUUCAGAUCUACCCAAAAGCUUUAGUUUUAUAAGAUUCACGGGUUAAAUGGAUUUUGAGGCUUCCCUACAAUCUCAGGUUAAAGGGGGCCCUUCAAUGCUCGAAUACAAAUAUAAAUUAAUCACUGUUUAGUAGAAACGCCCCCAUUGAAAACUUGAUUGCAUUUAAAUCAACAUUUUCCACUGGGUGUAGAUCUUAAAACAGCUUGUAAAACCUCCAGAUCUCUUGUGUGCAGCCUUGCAAGCCCUCCCCUUCUAACCCCGCCCAGGCUUUCUUUAGCUGUCCAAUCACAGACUUCCCAAUACAGCUCAAUGAGAAGUCUUUGCAAGGCUGGUGCUCUGGGCAAUUGCUGCCUCUUGAGUGUAGCUCCACUGAGCUAAACAAACCACGAAGUAACAAGACAACCUGUCUGACAAUCAGGGGAGUGUAACAAGGUUAAUUUAGAAAAGUGCCAAUUUCUAUUGAAAUCUGAACAUUUUGUAAAAUUGGGGAGGGGGAUGAGAGAGGACGUGUGUGUCCAGCCCCAGCUCUGCCGUACAUGAAUAAUUUAAUUAUUAGACUUUUACAUAUAAUCUGUAACCCACCACUUCCUCUUGGCACAGAAUGGCUAGGCAUUGUGUAAUACACAGUAUUUUUAGUGUGGGGUGGGGCGAGGGGGGUUGUUUGCAAUGAUUUUGUCCCCCUCUUUGUGCUGGAAUGCUAGUCCGCUCUCAGUCCGUUCUGGAUAUAGUCACAUGUGGGCUGGUUUCAGAUAGUCCCUAUGGGCAGACAGACAUUAUAACAAACAAGAUCUCACAUGUAUUGUUCGCAUGGCAGGGUGGAUCUUUAGAUUAAUGAACAAUGGGCACUAGAUGGUGACCUGUCUAUCCAUUCAGGGUUAAUCGCUGGUUAAUGAUCUAUUAUCUUGAAUCAUAAUUUAUACCAAGACGUUGAUUAAAUAAAGCACCUCUGGCUCUCUGCCGUCUUUGUCUAUUGGCCGCAAUUCUGUUUGUGAAGUUUUUGUUUAUUUAAUUAUUUAUUGGUUGUAAGUAAUGUAGUAUCUGUUUACACUCGGUCUCUUUUUCAUUUUACAUGACUAGCCAAUGCUGGCUAUCCUUUUAAGGAGUAUAUUCAGUCUGGUAGUAUUUAUCCCCAUAUUGUAGGAUGUUGGCAAUUUUUGUUUAUAUAUUAUUGUGGGUCUAAUAGUUGUUCUCUGCGCCUUUCUUGGUUCCAUUUCUAAAUCCGCUUCACUGAUCAGCGGCGUGGGUCGGCCAGCAUGCACGUCAGAGAGGUCUUUUGUGCUGGUUACAUUUUUGCACAGUAUCGCUUUCCCCAACCCUUGCAUACCCUUGACAUUCCAUGGAAUUUACAGUUUUGAAACCAGUUGGAAUGUGAGUUUACAGUGCGGCUGCCCAUCUGGCCCUCGACGUUCUUGCAUCAAUUUGCAGACUGAGGUUCGCGACUGUGAAGGUUGUCUCAUAGUUUUGCAAGAAAUCAUAGCUGUUCGUAUAACUGGUUUGGAAAUGUUCUCUCCAGAUACAUAGACUUGCAGAGAAUGGGAUUUAACUGAUUAUUUUAUUUUAAUUCCAGCUCGGAAGAAUCGCAAGUUUCCCAUUCGCGAUAAUUUAUGGCAUUUUCCUGAGAAUUUUUGGCAAGCGUGCCCCUGCCAUCACCUUGGAGAGUGCGGACAUCAAAUACCCCCUACGACUUAUUAGCAGAGAGGUAAACUUCUCACUCUAUUUACUGAAAUCCAAUAAAUGCGUUUGUAAACUGCUUUUUUUUGUGUGUGUGCGGUAUUUCAUUAUCUAAAAUCUGUUCCAGGAAAUAAGCCAUGACACUAGAAGAUUCCGCUUUGCUUUGCCUUCUCCUGAGCAUGUCCUGGGUCUUCCGAUCGGUAAGUGAUGUCUGCUUAUCUUCUACAAUAUAGAUGGCAUAGCCUCAAAAGGGACUCAUCAGACUGGAAUUUGCAUAGCGGGGUUUAUGAGUGUUGCAGUUCAAAUGAAAGGGCCCACAAAAAACCAUGAAUUACCUGUGCCGUUUGUGAUGGGUGAGAAGAGGCAGUGCUGCCGGCAUCGUGAAAACACCCAGCACCUCACACGUGGGUACCUCAGGUUGGCACUACUCUAAGUCAAGGCGGCACUGAUGUGUACGGGAUUGACUGUUAUUUUUUUACUUGUUUUUGAGAAGCAGUGUGUUGGCUUCUGACAUUUUCCAAGCAAUAAACCAAUAAUAACAGUCUGGGGAGCACUGUGACACAUGCUGGUCUGAAUUUACCCAUUCUCGACCAAAAUACUAACUAGAAUUGCAGAACCCCUGCGGGUGGGACUGAGCGUUCUGUAAAAUGCUGCCAUUAUAAAAAUGUAGUGCAGUGAUCCACGUAUAGCAUGUGCCGCACCCUGCAUUACCGCUGGCUGAGGGUCAUGGGAGUGUGUGGAUACUCUCAGACAGGGAAUCAUCUUGCAGGUUAAGUAUAACCUAUAAAAACUUCUUUACUGAUCCACGAGAGAGAUCGGUGGAAAUUGGUGAGUUUUGGAAAUGCCUGGUCUGGAAACACUUUAAGUGGAUAUUCUUCCAGUCUAGCUGUCUGGCAAGUGUUUACACCUCCGGCAGCAAAGGGGUUAAACUCUGCAACGUCUCAGCAAAACACUGCACAUACUGACUUCAGGCACCAUGACCACUUCAAAUCAUCGAUGCUAGGAGUAACCCUUUCAAUGUGCGCAAUUCAAGGUUUAGGAAACAUUUUAUUUUAAUCAAUAUUACGUGAUUUUCUGUCCCUGACUCUCUGCGCUCGUUACAAAGACCCUUAUUAUAAAUCCCUUCUUUCAUCAUGAUUUCAGGGCAGCACAUCUAUCUGUCGGCCAGGAUCGACGGCAAUCUGGUGGUUAGACCCUACACACCAGUAUCCAGUGAUGAUGAUAAAGGCUACGUAGACCUUGUUGUGAAGGUGAGAUAAUCGACAGCCUGCAUUAAUUACUACUUAGAGCCACCUGACUUUUAUUGAAAUUAUGAGCAUUUAAUCAUUCCCCUGGCUCAUGGACCUACAUUAAAGCGGCACUGUCAUGCCGAACUUACCUUUCCUCAAUCUCUUCCUCUUCUCCCCCUCUCUCAGGAUCUGUUAUUCUUUUCUUCCUGUCUUCUUUAGUUUUCUUUAAAAUCAUAAGACAAAGUAGGGACUCUUUGCCUUAUGGGGGAUUCCUCCGCUUGACCAGCUCUGACCAGCGGAGGAGCAAAGUGUGCUUCAUUUCCGCUGGUCAGAGCAAUUUUCCCAUGAUUCUCACCUUCCCUCUGUGUUCCCACAAUGCUUCCUGUCACUUUACACAAAACUGCCGAAUUGCGUUCUAACUGAAUGAAAACAGUAUGUUCGUUCCUUUUAGAACGCAAUUCGGCACUUUAUUCGGAUCGGAAUUUCAUUCUAAUGAAUGAAACUCUGUUCCUAUUCAUUGCUGUGGCUGCAUCUUGCAGCCGCUUAGUAGAUAACUCCCUAAUUCCCACGGUAUCAGGGAGCUAUCUACUAAAAGGCUGAAAGACCUAAAUAUUACUUAGUAUUAGUAAGUAAUAUGCCCCUACUCGCUAUACUGCGAGUAGGGGCAUGUCUGGUAAAAAAAAAAAAAACUAUUGGCCCCCACCCCUAAACGACGGGUGGGGGCCAUAAUGAGAAUUGGGGGGGGGACCUACUGCCCCCCCCCGGCCCCCACCCCUGGGCGGCGGGUGGGGGCCAUAAUGAGAAUGGGGGGGGGGACGACCUACUGUCCUCCCCCCGGCCCCCACCCCUGGGCGGCGGGUGGGGACCAUAAUGAGAAUGGGGGGGGACCUACUGCCCCCACCCCUGGGCGGCGGGUUGGGGCCAUAAUGAGAAUGGGGGGGGGACCUACUGCCCCCCCCGCCCCCACCCCUGGGCGGCGGGUGGGGGCCAUGAAGAUAAUGAGGGGGGACACACCUACUGUCCUCACCCCGGCCCCCACCCCUGGGCGGCGGGUGGGGGCCCUAAGUCAAUUCUCCCCCCCCCAAGGUGACUAGGGGUCCCCAAGCCCCUAGUCACCCACCCCCCCCACCCAAAAAAAAGUCCCUACCUACCCCCCUCACCCUAAAAAAUAGUGAGGGGGGAAUAAAAUAACUAACCUGUAAAAUAAAAUUAAACUUACCAUUCGACGUCUUCUUUUUUCUCAAAUCUUCUUUUUCAGCCCCAAAAAAGGCCAAAUAAAAAACCAUCAUAACCGUCGAAUUGAAAAUAAAAUAAAAAUUGACUUAGGGCCCCCACCCGGCUCAGGGGUGGGGCCGGAGGUGAGGACAGUAGGUCCCCUCAUUAUCUUCAUGGCCCCCACCCCCAGGCAGGUUCCCCCUCUCAUUCUCACUAUGGCCCCCACCCGCCGCCCAUUCUCACUGUUUAGGGGUGGGGGCCAAUAGUUGUGUUUUGUUUUUAGUGAUCAGCCACAGGCUGCUCACUGUUUAGUGGACAUGCCCCUACUCGCGGUAUAGCGAGUAGGGGCAUUUGGGAGAUUUUAAUCUCCCUUGUGCUAUUAUGGGGGUCAUAUUGACCCCCAUAGAGUGAGAGGGGGACCUGGGGGGGCUUAGGAAGUGGUGGGGAGCACUGCUCCCUGCCACUUCUAUCUUUACAUAUUACAAGGAGGGAGCUGCGUGCCGGUAGCUCCCUCCUUGUAAUAAACUGCACGAACAAACAAACACUGAUACUCAGAUACACUGAUACACAGUGUUAGUUUGUUCGGCUGAUCUUUCUAUUCAUUCAUUCAUCUGUCUGAUGAAUGAGUGAAUAGAUGAAAUUCCCGUUUGCAUGUCCAGGUGUUUCACUGGGCAUGUGCGGGAAUCUCACAGUCUGCCUAGUGUGGGCUGAUGACGUGUCCCACAGGGACUUCAUCUACCCACACAAAGAUGGCGGCGCCCUGAAUAUAGAUCGGGGCAGAAAAUAAGGAUUAAAAAAUAGGUAAUGUGGGGGGCUUAGGGGCAUUUGGGGGUGACUAGUGGGUCAAUUGGAUGUAGUGGAGGCGGGAGAGGGGUUAAAAAAAGAAAAACAGAAUUCGGCAUGACAGUGCCGCUUUAACCCCUACUUCAAUACCAGUGGGUUCAUACACCUACAACGUCACCCCAGAGCACCCUAAUAUUGGUGGGUUCAUAGACCUACAACCCCAGAGCACCCCAAUACUGAUGGGUUUAUAGACGUAUAACACCCACUUAGAGCACCCCAAUAUUGAUCAGAGCACCCCAAUAACGAUGGGUACCAGCCUAGUUUUGUAUAUGGGAAAAGAACUCUAAAUCUGGGUUACUUACAUCACUAUCUACAGAUUAGAUGUUUGGUUGUUUUUGGUUUCGUGGUUUUUUUUUUGUUUUUGUUUUUUUUUGCAGGUGGUCUUACAUGUCAGAGAAAGUUGUUUUUUUUUUUUUUUUUUUAAAGCAUAGAAUAGUGCAUAUAUAUAUUUGGUUACAGUGACAAUUUUGACAUUUCGUACACCUGUUUUUUGUUUUUUAGAUUGGGCUAGUCAAAUACGUUAACAACAAUACCUCUCACAACCAGCGUGCAACAAUAACUCGUAGUCAGGGAAACUGGGUUUGUGUUAUGCGCCCUGUAGUUGUGUGUAAUGGGCCUGUCUCGUCACAUUCAGGUGUGAAUGGCUAAGUCCGUCGCUAUAGUUUGUCGAUAUAGAGGGAGAUUUGUAGUCCUCUAUAGGGUGUGCUCUAGUUUCUCACCUAUGGCCAAUGAGUGUCAGCUCCCAGUCAGUAUGUCGAGGGUCUAGGAUCAGCCCUGAGUUAUGGAGGUUGAUCUGAACCCCUAACCUAUGGGGUAACAUGGGGGAGGGGUUUGUAAUGGGUUAGUCAUCAAUGAGAGUCUUUGAUGGCAUUCUUCAGUUUGGCACAGACUUUUUCGGGGUUGAGUAAAUCGUGGGAUUGGUGUGUUGCAUAGUGUAGUGGAAGAUGCUUUUCUGUUGAUUUGUUUCAUGUCAUGGCAUUUAGUCCACUUCUUGGCGCAGAGGGCGUGAUGUUGUCCACGUCCCAGGUGCUGGUGGUGGCUUGUGCCUCCUGCUCCGGCGGGCCAGUGUCCAAUCCUAUCGCUGCCAGGAAGGUGGUUGCUUCCACCACGUCUGUGGCCUUCGUUGCUUGCCGUCUUUGAUGACUGUAAGGGCCCUAGGGGUAGUCCAUUUAUACGGCAUUCCUGUCUCUUGAAGUCGUAUUAUGGGUUUCAUGGUUUUCCUCCAUAUCAAGGUGGAGCGAUGCAGAUCAUGGAAGAUUUAUAUUUUUUGUGAUUCAAAUUCCAGAGGUGCUCUGUCUUGGGCUGCUCUCAUCAGUGCUUGUUUAUCUUGUCGUGUCCUGCAGCGCAGGAUUAUGUCCCUUGGGGCUGUGAGUGGUGCCUUAGGGGAUUUGGCGAUGCGGUAUGCCCCAUCGGUUACAAAUUGUUUGGCUAAUUUUGCUGGAAGCAGUGUGUUUACUAGCCUCCUGAUAUAGUGGGGAAGUUCUUCUGACCCCACAUAAUCUGGGACCCCUCUUAUCUUCAAGUUCUUCUGGUGGGUUCUUUCAUCUAGGGCGUCCACUUUCAGUGUCAGGGUGGAAUGGAGAGCUUGUAGUUGCCUGACCGAGUCUCCCACUAUUGCCAGAUUGUGAUGUCUGUUUCUGAGGUUUGGACGCGGGUUGUGACCGCUUGUACUUCUGCCCGUACCGCGGCCAUGUCUGCUGCGAACAACUGCUGUAUUUUGACAGAGGUUGUCAAUGUCUGACUUUGUCGCUGGGACCAGGUUUGCUGUGGUAGAUGUGGCUGGGAGCCUAUCUGUGGGAGACCCUGGGGUGUCUGCCAUCCCCCUCUCCGCUUCUUGGGUGUCAGAGGCCUCAGCUGUGGCCUGAUAUUGCCCCCUGUGUUUGGGUGGGUGUUGGAGCAGAGUGCCUAUGUCUUGUGUUUUCCCUGGUGUAUGUACCUGGGGUUUUGGGGUCUUCUUUCCCAUAGCUGCCAAUUCUUGGGGCUGUGCCUCCCGGUCCUCAGGUGUCAGCCAGUCCUGAUCCCACCAGGCCGCAAAGGCAUUCGUCGCGGUUUUCUGGCUGGCCGCGUGGGAGGCCCUGUGGGGCCGGCGUUUUUGUUUCGCGCCCGGCAGCUGAAAGAAAGGCAUCAGUGUGUACCUCCCCCACUCCUGCAGCUGUUGCUUGGCCCCAGGUGAGUCGAUGGCUGUCAGGGGUAUGGAUAUUUGGCGGGUUUCGCCGUGAAAGUUGCGGAGCUCCCGAAAUGGCGUCUGUGCCGGAACGCCGCUAAGCCCCGCCCCCUUUCCUGUGUUUUUAUAUUUCUAGGUAUUUUGUAGAAUUUUCAUAUCAUUCUUAAUCUAUGAUCCAAAAAGCCCCUUAAGCUGUCACAAAUUAUAUUGUAUUUUAGAUGGAAAAUAAGCAAUCAUUUCACACCACCCUAACUCGUGCUGGGUUUAAUCACCCUGUGCGAUGUUCCCUGGGUUGGUGAAGGGUUGCUCUGUACUUGAUACAAGUCAUUUGUAAAUAAGGAGUGACACUACUCGUGGUGACUCUGAUUGUAGGCAUUAAAGUGCAACAUUCCCAGCUUUAAAAUGACAUUUCUUUCAGAUCUACUUUAAAGGAAUCCAUCCGAAGUUUCCCGAGGGAGGGAAGAUGUCUCAGUAUCUGGAAAGUCUGAGAAUAAAUGAAACUAUUGACUUCCGGGGCCCAAGCGGUCUGCUGGUUUACAAAGGAAAAGGUAAAAUAUUUGUUUAAUUCUACCAUUUAUCAGACAGGCUGCGUUUUGCGCAGGCCCGGGGCUCGCUGGGUCUCUGUGCGUUUCUCGCAGGUCAGGAUUCUGCACACUUGGAAGAUAAUUACUUUUUUUUCUUUUCUUUCUUUCUUUAGGAACAUUUGAAAUCCGCCCUGAUAAGAAGUCUACCCCAGUCAAAAAGAACGUGAAGCACCUGGGUCUGAUUGCUGGUGGAACCGGUAAGUACUUAUGAGCUUUUGGGUCCCCCGUCAACCACAAGGUGUCUAAACUAGCAAAAAAAAUAUUUCUUAUUUUCAUUCUUUCACAGGAAUAACUCCAAUGCUGCAACUCGUCCGCGCCAUAACCAAGGACAAAGAUGACAAAACCACCUGCUACCUGCUGUUUGCUAACCAGGUAUGUGAGUGUUUAAAGGAAUUGUGGUUAUUAACCAAUUAACUGCCAGGACGUUCUACACACAGCGCAUGCAGGAAAUGACUUGUUUGUCCUUGCACCUUACUUUGCUCAUACUAGGCAUGUCUCAUUAAAAUAACUAUAAAAUGUAAGUUUCUCCCACUCGAACAUUUCAAUAAAAUCACAAAUAUCAGCAAUAGCUUCUGGAAGGUAAAGGCAUUUUUUUUCUUCUUCUUCAAUAAACGAAAUCUCCUGCGAUGAUUAAAAAUAAAUCUUUCCUUGGGGAUUGAGCUAUAAUCACUGUAGCUGGUCUGCUCCGGAGGGAAGGGGAUACUUAGCAGAGAUACUCGGAGUGUAGCUUUGUCACAACCCUUAUUAAGUAUGAUUCUCAUCACAGAGACUUUGCGGGGAUUUAAGUGUAUCUGUCUGUUCAUUCAGUUAAUCUCAUUGUAAUAAGCGAAUACUCUGAGACAUGACGUUGCCUCCAGUGAUGGGAUUAAAAUGUAUCUGUUUGUUCAUUCCGUUAAUAUCUCGUUGUAAUAAGCGAAUACUCUGAGCCGUGACGUUGUUUGUUUCCGCAGAGGGUCUCACAAUGUGCACUGUAGGUAGUAUUCACUAAACUUUUUUUUUCAAAUUUAGGGAACAUAAAGAUACAGCUGAAAAAUGCUUGGUUUGGCUAUUUUUUUCUUAACUUUUGCCUUUUGUAUUUAAAUUUUAAAUAUAAGUAAAUCCUGUGUUUUUAAUGCUAGUUAAAGGAACAUUCUAGUAUUGGGAAUACAAACCUGUGGUGGAAUAGUUAGGUCCCCAGCCCCCUCUCUUUGGGGUUAAGAUGUUUUGCUCCCCUUCUCUCCUUUGUUGUGCUGGUGCUGUUGCUCAUGCGCGGCAAAACUCUGCACCAAUCAGCAACUCCUCAGAGAUUUAUUGACUCCGUGCAUCUCUAUUGGGAGCAUUCAGUGUCUCAAUGCAAAGCGUGGACACGCUGAAUGUAGGUGCUGCACAUUGAGCAGCACCGAGACAGGACCACCUCUAGUGGUCGUCUGAGUGACUGCGUCUAGACACAGACUAAGAAAAAAAAAAAAAUAGGGCAGCGCUACAAGCUGCAGGUGUGCACAAAAAGUGCUGUAAAAGUGCAUUUAAAAGACAACAGACAGAAUUGCAAACCUUUUGGGUUCUCCCCUUUCUCAAUGCAUGUCCUUCCGAAACACUUGCAAUUCUGUCUGUUUUUCAAAUAAGCCUUCUUGUAGCACUUUGUGUGCACACCUGCAGUCUGUAGCGCUGCCCUCAUUUGUUCUUAUUGUGUAUUGUAUACCCUGCGCUGCAGAGGGAGGUGCAUGCAGCGCAAUAAGAACUCCUCUCUGAUAUUUGUAUAUAUUUUGUGUACUGCAGUAACACAUCUCCCCUUCAUUGUGGCCAUGUCUGCUCAUAGAAGCGUUACUAGGCAGCAAUGAAACGACUGUUUUUAAAUUGAAAACCCACAGGAACAGGCUACAGACUACAGAACCGCUGUAUUAGUAGUACUAUAGUCACCCCCUGCUUGGGCUGAGGCUCAUGAUCCUUUGCCUUUUCCAGACUGAGAAAGACAUCCUUCUCCGAGACGAACUGGAAGAGAUCAGAGUGAAUCACCCCAGGUUUAAGCUGUGGUACACACUGGACAGAGCGCCAGAGGGUAAGACUCGCACCUUGAAGUCAUUUCCUGAAUUGGGGACUGCUGUAAAACCACCACCAAUAAAUACCCACACCCAACCCCUAGUGUAACCAUCUGUCUGUUCCCAUGAAUCCCCAGUUGAUUGUAUUUAACCCCCUGUUGUGUAUUUGUGUCUCUAGUCUCUGAGCAUCCAAAAACGAAAUCUGCUACAAAUUGUAUCCAAUGUUUUCAUACAAAACACGCAAUUUGCAUACUGCUCCAACUCGCAUCACUCCUAGAAUGUCCUCAUGGGUUAGAGUAUUCAGCCACAAUAUACAAACAAAAUUAGCCCUGUGCCAGUUUGUCCUCUGAGUGCUUUGCCUUGAUGUUGGCAGAUGAGCUUACACUCUAUGGCUCUGCAGUGGUCUUUUAUUCUUAACACAUCCAGUGAUAUGUGGGUACUUUAUUGAUUUAUUUAUUUUACAUGAAGAGUACUUUCCAUUCCUGACCUCAUGAUUUCCAGAGGGCACUGAGCCCGUCAGGCGCGUGGGUUUAUGCGUUGCCAUUAAACUGUAAUGGCGGCUUUAAGAAUGUAAUGUCUGCAGGUGAAGGCCUGUCUCAAGGAAGAGUUUGGAAAUGAUAUCCAUUUCCUUUCUUUCUGCAGGGCCCAGGUUUGCCUUCGCUGCUAUUGUGGCUGCAGGAGGUUCUGAAGGCCCAUGGUAUAGCUUAGUUUGUAAUUCUUUGGUUACUUUCAGCCAUGAAUGUGAUCUAAUACCUGUAUCUCUCUUUCCAGACUGGGAUUACAGCCAGGGCUUUGUCAAUGAAGACAUGAUUAAAGCGUUCAUUCCUGCCCCCAGCGAUGAUGUUCUCAUCUUAAUGUGUGGUCCACCACCAAUGAUCCAGUACGCCAUUAACCCGAGUCUGGACAAGCUGGGCUACCCUCAGGACCAGAGGUUUGCCUAUUAGAAAUGUCCCUGGCCGGUCAGGAGUGGGAGAUGGACGCAGUAACUGGGAUCGAAUGGAAACGUUUCCUGCCAGGAGUUUGAGAAAUGCCUUGUUAAUCACUAAGUGGGUUUUAUUAAUCUGUGUCUGCGAUGGGCUGUAUCACAAAAUAUCGACGUUCAGUUUAUAAAUUGUUUGGCUUUUUCUCCAGCAAUGUGUGACCAGCGAAAGGACAUCCAUGUACUGAAUGCGAUUUAAUAAUAUAACUGCAAGACCGAAAGGGUGUUUUUUAUUUUUUUUUUUUUUUUUUAUGUACUUUGUUCUGGUUGCAGUUGUCUGUCGUUCUUUGUAAAUCUGCACUUGCAAGUCUCUCUCGUAAUGUUGAAAGUAUUGCUCCUCAUUUGUGAAGUUUGUGAUCAGGAAGUGAUAAACCCCGCACACUGCGUGACUGGGAGGCUGUAAGAGGCAGUUACAGGGUCCGGUGUAAAUACUGGUCCAGGAGCAGCGUCUUUUUAAAAGUGGAGCAGUCACCAUGGAAACCAAUGGAAUGUUCCUUCUGAUUGCUGCACUUUUAGAAUUUUCCUGUGGAAUUGCUGCAGAAAGUGGAAAUGAAUUGGUUUUGUCCCUUCUAGAAGAGGGAGCAGGAAUUUUGGGGGUCAAUGGGGGACGGGAUCUCACAUAAAUUAGCCCCGCCACGUCUGAUUAAUUCACUGCAUGAAAUAUACUGACACACAGCACCUUUCUAUAUCAUUCACAACUUUCUGCCGAUUUGCUAGUUCUUCGAUAAGACCAGUCACAAGGCUGACACACCUUCCUUCGAUCAGGCCUUUAUUUUUAGUAUAGAAUUUAUUGCACUUUCCACGUAAACGCCCUCUGACUCGUAGUCACUAUAAAUCUUGCCUUCCUUUUUCAUCGUCGCACUCGCAAGUCUUGCCUUUGGAGCAUUUAGAAUGUUUCCUUAUUUGCACUAAAACGUGGCUCCUUUUAAAAUGUUCAUUCUUUGCCUUUUUAAAGAAUUGUAAAGUGUUAUAAGAUUUAAAAUAUAAGCAUUUCUGAAAUUGUGUUUGCAUGUCUGUAAGCCGUGCUAAUCAUCGGUUUGUCUGCAUUGCGACUGACCUGCCACGCAACCUACAUGUGGGCUGUGCUGCACGUUUGUGACUAUUCGUGUCCCGUAUUCUUAUCAUUGUUUGCAGGUAUGUAAAAUGUGCUACAGCGGGUGUAAUUGGUUUCAUUUUGAUGAUACAGUGCAUAGCUGAUCUGAUUGGCAGACCCUUUACCCAGGGGACACAAAUCGCACAUUAAGAGCUUGGAAUGCUUUUAUCCUAAUGCUUAUAAUUUUGCAGCAGCUGAGGUAUUAAAGAUUAUUCACAGCUAGAACACCUUUAUCAGGAAGGGUCAGCAGAACCAGUAUAUGUAACCUUUUUGCUAUUAAAGUAUUUAAAGGAAUUUCCCAUCCGUUCUGGUGACGUAACAUAACGUCCUCAUUAAACGCGUCUAAUUGUUACAGAGGUGCAGAUGUAGAGCACAGUAUUCUGAAUGAAGAAAUUAAAGAUUAUUUCUUUUUUUUUAAUAUUUUAUCUAGAACUGUACCAAGAAUUUUGACACAGGCAGGAAUUAUGUUUUCAGAAUAAUUUAUAACUCUGAAUUGUAAAAUUCUGUGUUCUAUUAACCUGUUAAUAUCUGCUUUCCUGGAAACUACCAAUCCUGUGUGUUUAACACUGAGGUGUGCAGGGGAUUGUGCUGUGUUCAUGGGAAUCUAGCUUAAUUUGUUGGUUUUGCUGCCGGACAUCCAUAUUUGGAUUUUCCAUAAGGUAGACCAACUCCUGCCAUAGCAGAGAUGUGUAACAGUCAUGCCAAUCAUCCCCAGAGCCUGAGUGAUGGGUGAUGUAGUUUAAACUAGCGUGCUGCCUGUAUCUGACCAAACUGCGCUGUAUCCCAGAAUCCCAUUUCAAAACCCUGAAAACAUGACUCGAUUUACUAAAUGGAAAUUAAUUUUUUUUUUUUUGUAAGUUUGGAACAGACUUUUACAUUUUAGAUCAAAAUAGGAGGGGAGGGGAGGGGCAAACAAUAGAAGGAUACUGCAUCUUGUCUAGUUGGCAGCAAAGUCUCCAAACUUGCUGUUUAAUGAAUACGUCCAAAUAGCAGAUAAUCUAACUGACAUUUGACAUGCAGUUUAGGAUUUUCUUCCCUUGAUAAUUUGCCCUAUAUUUGGGAAAUCUGUCAGUUUAUUGAAUACCCCUUCCCAUCGCGAACACACAGUCCAUAAUGUGGAAAGCAGUCCUGUCAGAUUCCUAUGCGGAACAAGCUGUAACCGUAAAUCGGUGACGACUGACUUAAUACAGCAGCUCCUUCACUCCUGUUACAGGUUAGGGUGCAGUCUUACUAUUAACCCCUCUCAGACCCGUGACAUUGCAUGCUGUCAUCAGAUAGCGCUGCUAUUCUGGUCUCGGUUUGGUGAUUUGCAAAUCAUACAUUCAUUGCUAUAAUGUCUCCUGUUUAUAGUCCUGGUGAAGUGCCUUUUUGUAUCUUCCUUCUAUAAUGUAUCAGAGACAACGCAUAAUAAAUAGUGUAACCUUUACCAAAGAACCUUUUCAGUAUCAAUAUUAAAGGUGCAUUCGCUUUCACUCCGUGUUCUGUGAUUAUUUGUAGAAAAAACUAAAUUUAAAUUAACCGAAGUUAUCCAUCACCUAGUCUUAGGUUGAUCCACACAUCGGUUUCAAGGAUGAUCCAAAAG